UGCACUGACUGAAGUUGAAGUUUCAUCCUAAUCCAAUCCAAAACAGCAAGACUGGGCCAGACACGGUAGUCUACACUCUCUGCCACCAGGGCUGGACGGACUGAUGGGGAAAGCUCUGUCUAGGAGCUGCUGGCAAAUAUUCACACUGCAGUUCGAAACUGCCACAUCGUCUGACACUCUGAUGAAACACGUCCUGGCAGCGCGUCAAAGCGCCAACCAGCCAGGUCUCACCGAUGUUGAGCUUUCCAGAGUGAGAGAUGCAUUCAAGCUCCAAGACUUGUCGGCAGAGGAGAAACCAUCUUGGGGGUCCGCUUCUUCCCGUGGCCUCUUCUUCGUCUUCGAAGGUCUUGAUCGCAGUGGCAAGUCCACCCAAAGCAAGAAACUCGAAGAAUAUUUGUCAAAGGUGGGACCUGGCCCAGUGAAAUGGAUGUGCUUCCCAAACCGGAAGACGCCCAUUGGCAGCGCCAUUGAUCUUUACUUGCGGAGGCAACUGGAGCUUCCAGAUGAAGCGGUUCAUCGACUUUUCAGUGCCAAUCGCUGGGAGAUGGCUAAAUCCAUCGUCGAGGACCUUCGUGCUGGUACCACCAUCAUUUGCGACCGCUACGCCUUCUCUGGGGUAGCGUAUUCUGCGGCAAAAGGUUUGGACUUUUCCUGGUGUCAAGCUCCAGACCGAGGGCUUCCAUGUCCAGAUGGAGUUUUCUUUCUGUACAUCGACGAAAAGGUUGGUGCCUCGCGAUCAAACUUUGGUGACGAGCGUUACGAGAAUGCAGACAUGCAGGCUACUGUUCGCACUCAGUUCAAGGAUGCUCGACUUCGAGCACAAGUGAACUGGAGAGAUGUGGAUGGAGCACGGGACAUGGAGGUGAUUCACGCGGAGAUUCGAACAGCUGUGGAAGCAAUCCGACAGGAGGAUCAGGAGAAUCGACAGCGCCCAAUCCAGCGCCUGUGGAUCAAGUGAGAGUCUGGAUGAGUCUGAGUUUCUUUC
This is a messenger RNA of Durusdinium trenchii, 985 nucleotides long. NCBI's taxonomy places the organism in Eukaryota, Dinophyceae, Suessiales, Symbiodiniaceae. The record is from the annotation of a GenBank genome assembly.